GCUUUUAAGCCAUCAAUUCCUCAUCACACAAUCCUCAUACCAUCAUCCAGACAGUUAGAAAUUUCACAAACCACAUUCUCUCUGUCUCAGUAGCCAAAUAUGGCAGCUGAGAUGGCCCUGAGAAUAAGAUCAUCUUCUACUGCCACUGCAAGACUCUCUCUUCCCUCUUCUUCAUCAACAUCUUCUUCUUCACCAUCAAAAGCUUUAAGACCCAUCUCUGUAUCACUUCCUACAUCAACCACUAUAUCUUUCCUGGCCGUCUUCUCUUCUCCUCCUCAAGAAGCAAAAGCUCUCUCUCUUUCCAAAGAUCAGAUUGUCUCCUCUCUCAAUGAUGUGGAGAAGACAAUCGAUCAGGUUCAAGAAGUUGGGUCAGGUUUCUUGGACACUGCUCAGCGUGUAUUUGGAAUCGUUAGUGAUGCUUUGAAGCCAGGCAUAGAUAAGGCAUUGCCAAUUGUAAAGCAAGUUGGAGAUGAAGCAUUGAAGAUUGCUUCUCCUGCUAUUUCAGAGGCUUCAAGGAAAGCCCAAGAAGCUGUUCAAAACAUUGGCAUUGACACACAGCCAGUUGUUAGUGCUGCUAAGACAGCGGCUGAUGCUGCUCAACAGACAACAAAGGUAAUUGAAGAUGUGAAACCUGUAGCUUCUUCAACUGUUGAAACCAUUUUGUCAGCAGACCCGGUGGUGAUUGUGGGAACUGCAGGAGCAAUAUUCCUUGCAUACCUGCUCUUUCCUCCAGUAUGGUCCGCCCUCUCAUUUAGCCUCCGUGGUUAUCAAGGUGAGCUAACUCCUGCUCAAACCCUCGAUCUAAUAACUACAAGAAAUCAUGUUAUGAUUGAUAUUCGUUCGGAGAAAGACAAGGACAAGACUGGUAUUCCCCGUCUUCCUUCCAGUGCUAAGAACAAGAUGAUUGCAAUUCCUUUGGAAGAACUACCAAGCAAGUUGAGAGGCCUUGUAAGAAAUGUGAAGAAAGUAGAAGCUGAAAUAGCAGCUAUAAAGAUUUCAUAUCUCAAGAAAAUUAACAAAGGCACCAACAUUAUUAUUUUGGACUCGUACUCUGAUUCUGCAAAAUUAGUUGCUAGAGCACUAACAAGUCUUGGCUUCAAGAAUUGCUGGAUUGUAGCAGAUGGAUUUUCAGGAAGCAGAGGAUGGUUACAGAGUCGAUUAGGAACAGAUUCAUACAAUCUAUCUUUCGCCCAGGUUCUGUCACCGUCCCGAAUAAUUCCUGCAGCAGCUAGACGUUUUGGAACAACAGGCACAAAGUUGCUUCCCGGUGCUGAUUAAGAUAUUUUUUUGCCUCAUCCGAUGCAGAAAUGCUUGAAUGUGCAUUCUCUGUUAAGAGUAGCCCUCAAGAUUGUAAUCUGCAUUGUAAUUUUUUUGUCAGUGCUAGUAAAUUGAUUUUUGUUCCCUUGUGUAA
Jatropha curcas is the source of this 1411-nucleotide messenger RNA. It is a transcript of the gene CAS, whose product is annotated as calcium sensing receptor. The record is from RefSeq and is a predicted model, not a curated record. NCBI's taxonomy places the organism in Eukaryota, Viridiplantae, Streptophyta, Magnoliopsida, Malpighiales, Euphorbiaceae. Gene Ontology annotation, biological process: regulation of stomatal closure; de-etiolation; cellular response to calcium ion.